GCUAAGGAAAGAUAUGGAGUGUCAUCAAUGAUACAAUCCCAAGAGAAACCAGAUAGAGUUUUGAUUCGAGUAAAAGACUUGACAGUGGAGAAAGCUGAUGAAGUGGUUUGGGUUCGUGGCAGAAUUCAUACAAGCAGAGCUAAAGGGAAGCAGUGUUUCUUAGUCCUGCGUCAGCAGCAGUUUAAUAUCCAGGCUCUAGUGGCUGUGGGACAGCAUGCAAGCAAGCAGAUGGUAAAGUUUGCUGCCAACAUCAACAAGGAGAGCAUUGUGGAUGUAGAAGGUGUUGUGAGGAAAGCACAUCAGAAGAUUGGAGGUUGUACUCAGCAAGAUGUUGAGCUUCACGUUCAAAGGAUCUAUGUGAUCAGUUCAGCUGAACCCCGACUGCCCUUACAGCUGGAUGAUGCUGUUCGGCCAGAAGUAGAAGGAGAGGAGGAUGGAAGAGCUACUGUAAACCAAGAUACAAGACUCGACAACAGAGUCAUUGAUCUGAGGACCUCCACUAGUCAAGCAAUCUUCUGCCUUCAGUCUGGUAUUUGUCAGCUAUUCCGAGAAACUCUUAUUCACAAGGGAUUUGUGGAAAUUCAGACUCCCAAAAUCAUUUCAGCUGCCAGUGAAGGAGGAGCCAAUGUGUUUACAGUAUCAUACUUCAAAAGCAGUGCCUACCUGGCUCAGUCCCCACAGUUGUACAAGCAGAUGUGUAUAUGUGCUGACUUUGAAAAGGUUUUUUGCAUUGGGCCAGUAUUUAGAGCUGAGGACUCCAAUACACACAGACACCUGACAGAGUUUGUUGGUCUGGAUAUUGAAAUGGCUUUUAACUAUCACUAUCAUGAAGUGGUAGAUGAAAUUGCAGAUACCUUGGUGCAGAUAUUCAAGGGACUUCAGGAAAGAUUCCAAACUGAAAUUCAGACAGUAAACAAGCAGUUCCCUUGUGAGCCAUUUAAGUUUUUGGAGCCAACUCUGAGGCUGGAAUACCGUGAAGGUGUGGCCAUGCUUAGAGAAGCUGGUGUUGAGAUGGGUGAUGAAGAAGAUCUGAGCACACCUAAUGAAAAGCUGCUGGGACGCCUAGUAAAGGAAAAGUAUGACACGGACUUCUAUAUUCUUGACAAAUAUCCUCUUGCUGUGAGGCCUUUUUAUACAAUGCCAGACCCACUAAACCCUAAAAACUCCAACUCUUAUGAUAUGUUCAUGAGAGGGGAAGAGAUCUUGUCUGGAGCUCAGAGAAUUCAUGAUCCUCAGCUGCUGACAGAAAGAGCCAAGCAUCACGGCAUCGAUUUGGAGAAAAUAAAGGCGUAUAUUGAUUCAUUUCGUUUUGGUGCACCUCCCCAUGCAGGUGGUGGAAUAGGGCUGGAAAGGGUAACCAUGCUGUACCUGGGGCUGCACAAUGUUCGUCAGACCUCCAUGUUCCCACGGGAUCCCAAGCGCCUGACACCUUAACACGAGUGGGUUUUGAAAGUUUGAGGUGAUCUGUCCUGCAAACAUGAUGUGAUGGCAAGCAUAGCCCCUGCUAUGGAUGAACCUGUAUUGAUUUGAGUAUUAUAAUAUGCAAUAAAAAAACCCACCUCAUUUCCUAAAGUGCCACAAUAUUUUUUUUAACCUUGGCUUUUUAUUUAAAAGUCUUUUAACAGGUCAAGAAUCUUUGUAUUGGCAACAGUGCACAUU
Molecule: messenger RNA, 1659 nt
Organism: Chaetura pelagica (chimney swift)
Lineage: Eukaryota; Metazoa; Chordata; Aves; Apodiformes; Apodidae
Gene: DARS1
Product: aspartyl-tRNA synthetase
Exons: 15
Coding region: 28-1434 (468 amino acids)
Biological process (GO): aspartyl-tRNA aminoacylation
Cellular component (GO): cytoplasm; cytosol; aminoacyl-tRNA synthetase multienzyme complex
Molecular function (GO): RNA binding; aspartate-tRNA ligase activity; ATP binding
Source: RefSeq, a predicted model, not a curated record